This is a messenger RNA of Capsicum annuum, 342 nucleotides long. RefSeq lists its product as uncharacterized. The record is from RefSeq and is a predicted model, not a curated record. Lineage: Eukaryota; Viridiplantae; Streptophyta; Magnoliopsida; Solanales; Solanaceae.
UCCAUGAUGAAAUUGUAUUACUGGAAAGGUCAGGACUUAAGUCGUGUCCUUUCUUCUUGAAGCUGAUUGGCUUUUGUUUUGAAAAGAAGCUGGCUAUAGUUUAUGAUCUGAAAUUCAAGAAAUCCUUGCGGCUUUCAUUUGGUUGUGCUGAAUUUGGGUGGAAGGAACGAAUGAGGGUGGCAACUAAUUAUGCACUGCUCCUGAAAACAUUAACCAUGGAAAAGCUGGACCUCGUUUGGUCUUCUGGUGAUAUUAUGAUUGAUGAGGAAUAUAACAUUAAACUGAUAAACUAUGUGAUCAAUCAUAGUAAAGGUGAAACUUGCGAUGAUGCCUCCGUCUCAG